Anopheles moucheti is the source of this 1085-nucleotide messenger RNA. RefSeq names its product neurogenic locus notch homolog protein 2-like. NCBI's taxonomy places the organism in Eukaryota, Metazoa, Arthropoda, Insecta, Diptera, Culicidae. The transcript has 4 exons. The record is from RefSeq and is a predicted model, not a curated record. Bases 271 to 669 code for a protein of 132 amino acids.
CUGGCUCACUUCGCCGAAGCAAGGGCGUGAACACGGAAGCAAACAAACAACGGAAGCAGAAUUUGAAUGCAGCAGCGUUGUGUUAAAUGAAGCAGCACGGCCGUCGGAUAGAGGUGUACCAGAAGUUCCAGUGCGUUCCAACGUUUAUGGUGGUGCAAGAUCGGCCAGACAUAUAGUUGCAAAGAUUUGAUCUGGUGAAAAUAUAGAUAGAACAAGCGAAAGUGUGUGUUGGAGAAUCGCUAACAGCUGCAAAAGUGGCCAUAGCGAGCGAUGUUUAGGAACGAUCGAUCGUGUUACUUGACGCUACUGUGUGCGAUCGCACUAGUCGCCGUACUUAUCAGGUCGACGCAGUGCUGCGAUCUGGACCAAACGCAACACGGCUGCCGGAUAGAUAACGGUCAGUGCACUUGUGCGUUCGGCUGCAAAUCGGAAUUUCGCUACGCCACACGGAAGGAGUGCCAAGAUGCGUUGAAGGGUCGCACCAGUGACAUCUGCAACCGUCAACCGUGCCAGAAUGGAGGAACGUGCACGCAAGUAACGACCAUGCCGCAGUACAAGUGUCGCUGCGAAGGUACCGGCUACUGGGGCAACCGAUGUCACCGAAUGUGUCCCAAACCCGACCAGCUUCCACCGGGCACGAAAUUCCCGCACGAAUGUGUCGUUAUUUAGAUGCACACCCACACUGUUAGUAGCUUCCUUUCGUCACGUUAAAUCAGUAUACAGCACGAAUCUCUUGCGUGGAGAUCACUCUACGUUUAGUACAAUCAUAAGUGUACCAAAAGAACUGGUUCUCUCUAUCAAUCCUCACACUAUCUCUAAAUCCGACUAACGGACAAAACUGCACUGAAAAUCCACGACCACGAGGCCCGAGGCAUUUGGUGACAAACGACAACCUAGCGCCCAGAGAAGCUGCUAGACAAUUUCUCUAACCCGAGAUACUGCCGCCGGGGUAUCCUGUAGGAUAGCAAGAAUGAAACACAAUCGGUAAUAAACAGGUUCUCGUGCAUAACUUAUAGUACGUUUCCAGCGAAUAGUUUGAAUCAAACUGUUUGUUAAAAUAUACCUAUUCUACAAUAAAAAUUCUA